Messenger RNA from Aspergillus melleus, 651 nucleotides. RefSeq names its product ribosome biogenesis protein RRS1 (gene RRS1). Gene Ontology annotation, molecular function: protein binding. Gene Ontology annotation, biological process: ribosomal large subunit biogenesis; ribosomal large subunit export from nucleus; endonucleolytic cleavage in ITS1 to separate SSU-rRNA from 5.8S rRNA and LSU-rRNA from tricistronic rRNA transcript (SSU-rRNA, 5.8S rRNA, LSU-rRNA). The coding region runs from base 1 to 651 and encodes 216 amino acids. Lineage: Eukaryota; Fungi; Ascomycota; Eurotiomycetes; Eurotiales; Aspergillaceae. The transcript has 2 exons. Gene Ontology annotation, cellular component: nucleolus; nucleus; preribosome, large subunit precursor. The record is from RefSeq and is a predicted model, not a curated record.
AUGUCGGAAUUCGAAACAACAAACAAAUCGGCCGAGGCCAAGCCUAAGCUACCCAUCACCGUGUCGAAGCCUACCCCCUACACCUUCGACCUCGGCCAUCUCCUCGCAAACGACCCCAACCCCAUCGAAGUCUCUCGCUCGGAACCGCUGAACGCAUCCCUGAAGGCCACGGCCCGCGAUGGCGUCCAAUCGCUACUGAACCAACUCCUGACGACAUGCCCCAUUACCUCUUCCCAACAAGGCGUUCUCCUGACGCUGCCUUCCCCUGCGACCGUCCUGCCCCGCCACAAGCCACUGCCCACGCCCAAGCCCCCGACCAAGUGGGAGCUGUUCGCGCGCAAGAAGGGUAUUGGCAAGUACAGCGCCAAGCCUGGCGCUGCGCUCGCGGACAAGGAGCGACGCAAGAAGAUGGUCUACGACGAAGAGAAGGGCGACUGGGUCCCGCGCUGGGGUUACAAGGGUAACAACAAGUCGGACGAUGACUGGCUGGUCGAGGUGAACGAGAAGGACUGGAAGAAGGAAGAGGAUGCCGCCGCCCAGGGAAGCUCGAUCCGUGGCAUGUCUCGUGCGGAGCGCAAGGACAGAAUCCGCCGAAACGAGCGCAAGAUGCGGUCUAACGAGCGGAAGACGAGGAAACCCGGAAGCGGGUGA